This is a messenger RNA of Megalobrama amblycephala (Wuchang bream), 3471 nucleotides long. It is a transcript of the gene erc2, whose product is annotated as ERC protein 2. The coding region runs from base 345 to 1949 and encodes 534 amino acids. Gene Ontology annotation, cellular component: cytoskeleton of presynaptic active zone. Gene Ontology annotation, biological process: regulation of synaptic plasticity; maintenance of presynaptic active zone structure; neuromuscular synaptic transmission. NCBI's taxonomy places the organism in Eukaryota, Metazoa, Chordata, Actinopteri, Cypriniformes, Xenocyprididae. The transcript has 14 exons. The record is from RefSeq and is a predicted model, not a curated record. Gene Ontology annotation, molecular function: structural constituent of presynaptic active zone.
UUGCAAAGUUACUUACAGGAAAACACUGUGCAUGAAUUAUUGAUAACGGCUGCCUGAGAGCGUUUACCAGCUGACUGUGCCAUUGUGAGAGCCAGAUCACAUUUUAGAGGGAAGGAAGCCAUAAAAGGAAAAGAAAAUUCAAUGAAUAAUAGAUAGAGGCAGAUACCUGUAGCACAAUUGCUCAGCGAUAACCUGCAAGAAAACCUAGACAGAAAGAAACGAAGAACAAACACAUACAUGUAGCUUAGCUAUCAAAACAUCACAAAAAAAGAAACAAGUACUGUUAUAAACACAAGAGGACGUCAUCUUCAGGUCAGUGUAAGAAAGCCAUAGAAAAACAGAGAAUGACGAGCAGACAUCCCUGUUUCUAUCGAGUUCCUCCGCAGGAGUUACACGGGAGAAACCAUCUAACGGAAGCCACCCAGACUAAAGUCCUGAACACUGUCAUCAGCGUGAAGAGAACAUCGCCAGCUUUGUGUUACGAGCCUGAUUUCAUAUGGAAGGACACCAAACUUGCAUCACUGGAGCGCAAUAUUCGAGACCUGGAGGACGAGAUCCAGACGAUGAAGACAAAUGGCCUUUUGCACACAGAUGGCCGGGGUGAAGAAUUCAAACAGAUGGAAGUCUAUAAGAACCACUCAAAGUUCAUGAAGAACAAGAUUGAUCUGCUGAAACAGGAAGUAGUAAAGAAAGAGUCUGAGUCGAUGACACUGCAAACGAAGCUUGACGCACUGACCAAUCAAAACUCAGACUGCAAACAGCACAUAGAGGUCCUGAAGGAAUCUCUCACGGCCAAAGAACACCGAGCUUGUGUCCUUCAGACAGAGGUGGAUGCUCUCCGUCUGCGUCUGGAGGAGAGAGAGUCAUUCCUAAACAAGAAGAGCAAACAGAUCCAGGAUCUCAUAGAAGAGAAGGGAACACUGAACAGUGAGAUAUGUGACCUGAAGGACAUGUUGGAGGUCAAGGAGAAGAAGAUCAAGAUCCUGCAGAAAAAGGCUGAGAACCUGCAGGAACAGUUAAAGGACAGGGACAAACAGUUGGACAGUUUGGGGGACAGAAUGACGUCUCUGCAGGCCGACUCCAGCAACACGGACACCGCUCUCAUUACACUGGAAGAGGCUCUCUCUGAGAAGAUAGAAGAGGCAGAAAUGCAUAAGAAUGAAAAUAAGGAACUGAAAAGCAAACUUGUCUCCCUACAAGAGCGUCUCUCAGAAAAAGAGGCGUGUGAAGCGGAGCAUGUCGCUCGCUGGAACCCUGAGCUGUCGGAGCGGCUGCAGGUGCUCCAGGCGGAAGCUGUCCGUCAUAAAGAGGAAGAGGAGAAGUCUAAUGCUGAAGUCCAGAGAGUGCUGGCUCUUUUGCGGGAGCUGCAGUCUGAACGUCUGGAGCAGGACAAGAGAAUCAUCGAGCUGGAGAGACAAGUGAAGGAGCAGAACCAAAAGCAGUCUGUGAACCCAGGCCAAGCAGGAGAAAUGACUCCCAAUACUCAAAGACAGAUGGACGAUCUGAUGUCGGCUCUAGACAAAACCAGAAAAGAGUUGGAUGUCACAAAGCUGCAGUUGUCGUCAACACAGAAUACUCUGACUGAACGUGACAAUGAGCUGAGCAGGAUACGAGCUGAUCACAGUAAACAGCUAACAGAGAUCCUGCAGUUAAAACAACAGGCUCUGAUGGCUGCCGUCAGUGAAAAAGAUGGCUGCAUCAGUCUACUAGAACUUUCUCCCGUCAGAAACAUGUCGACCCCUGAAGACGUGAUGACCUUGAGGAGAGAGAAGGAGAGGUUCAUGAAUCACCAAAAACAGCAGGCACAUAGUAGGAUGAAGCACAUGGCAGAACAUUAUGAAGACGGACACAAUCAUCCACAGUAUUCCCAUCAUUCUCAUCACGGACAGCAACGUGAACUGAUCUCGCCCCCACCAGAGCAGGAUGAUGAGGAUGGCAUAUGGGCAUGACAAACCAGAAACUGGUCAUGCACUGAAGGUUUAAAAACUGGGGCAUCCCAGCUGGAGGAUGGAGCAGAGACACUGGACCCAAGCUUGAGAGGGAUUGACCAGCCAGAACACCAAGUAGAGAUUGAGUGCUAGCUGAGUACCUCAAAUCAUUCAAGGGAUUUGGAAAGUGUGGCCUUUGUUUACUUUUCUCCAAACCAAUCCUCCAUUCUCACCAUUGCAUUGCAAGAUAAAACUGGAGGUUCCUGUUCAAUCCAGCAAACAUGGAAUAUACAAAGUCACUUGAUCCAGAUGAAGGAUGGAGCAGAGACACUGGACCCAAGAGGGAUUGACCUGAUCUCCUUGAGUGCCAGCUGAGUGCAACAAAGCCUUCAUAGUCAUUGUUUGGGGAAGGAAAGAGCCGCCUCCAUCAUCUGUGCCAUCUAGUCUUGUGUAUGUGUAGUUAGGCACUGCCUGAACUUUCUCCAUGCUGGACUGUUGAGUGCAUUUGAGUACCAUUCUCUGCUUUGACUGAUUGCUUUGAUGGGACUGUAUUUUUUGACCCUCUCUUCUUCAGAAGUGUAGACAGUGCAGUGCUUUGCACGGACCCCCACUUUAUCAGAGUGUUUUGAAGUUUAAGAGCCAGAUUUACUAACAGCUUGCAUCAGCGCAAACCCUCUUUUUGCCUUAAAAACUACUUUCAGGAUUUACUAAAGACACCGUGAGAAAUUAGAGAUGAAAAGGCAUGGACAGGGCUAUUUUUAUUGCAUAUGCAUUUGUAGAAGUUUUUCUGUCAGACUGCAGUAGUUGCUGUAGGAGGAGGAGAGAGCGCGUGAUAGAAGGGACAGAAUUUCCACCACUGGUACUCAUUUGUUUGGAAGACAUUAUCCAAACAUAUCGUUUCCUAAGCCACAUUGUUUAAUUUGCUGCGGCUGUGUUGUUAAUAGAUCGCACGCACCUGAUCAUCAUCGGCUCUGCUUGACUCUACACUGAUUUGCGCUGCUCUUGGUCGAUUUCAUUGCUCAUCAUGUAAAUGAGCUGCCGCGUCUGUGUUCUUUCAUUUGAGCAUUGUCAUUAGAACCGUCCACUCCCAUCAACGCUUUUGUAGAAUUGUAGCCUGUUUAGUAAAUCUGGCCUUAAUUAUCCUUGCUUUUCACAUGCUUAUGUUUUUAAUAAAGUUAUAAUCAUUUUAACUUGCAAGCUAAGGGUGAGGAGUGUUGAAUGUGAGGUCAGGGGUGGUGUAUGAUAGAAGUAUGUUUUGGUAUACGGGAAGGCAGUGUUUCCCAACCCUUUUCCUGUAGGCACACCAGCACUGCACACUUCCUAAUUAAACAAACCCUAUUCUCAUCUGCUUGUUAGUAGACUUCAAUACCAGAUAAGAAAGACAUCCAAAAUGUGCUCUGUUGGUGUGCCUUCAGGAGCAAUGUUGGGAAACACUGUGGUAAAGCAUAUCAAAACAUAUACAUCUGAGUUGUAUGACCCCAUUAUGGCUUCAAUCUGCCUGUCUCUUGCAGUGCCUGUGUGAAAUAAAGUAUUUAUUGCUGUA